Molecule: messenger RNA, 4026 nt
Organism: Sycon ciliatum
Lineage: Eukaryota; Metazoa; Porifera; Calcarea; Leucosolenida; Sycettidae
Exons: 8
Coding region: 63-3512 (1149 amino acids)
Biological process (GO): mRNA 3'-end processing by stem-loop binding and cleavage; mRNA transport
Cellular component (GO): cytoplasm; histone pre-mRNA 3'end processing complex
Molecular function (GO): mRNA binding; histone pre-mRNA stem-loop binding
Source: RefSeq, a predicted model, not a curated record
UGCGUUGUGCUCAUUCUGGUCCGUUUGUGUUAUAGGUGGGUAACGGUUGUUAUUUCGUCGAGAUGGAGGACAUUGCACUGGACACAGCCAUGGCACUGGAUACAGCCAUUGGCCAGCAGAAGUCGUGGUAUGAGAUGUCAUUGGAAGGCAUUAGUGACGAGGACAACGAUGGACUGGAUGGGAUGUGUGCGCUCACAAGCCCAAGCCCAAGACCAGAAGAAGAGUCUCCUCCGUUGCUGCCGCCCGUGCGCAGUUCUGUUGAUCAUCCCCGGGAGCGCGAGUCGCGUUCUGCGACGUGUUCGCACACCGGACGUUGGCGAGCGCCAGGGGAUGCAGCAACGACUGGGAUCGCCAGUGCAUCCACACCUCGACGGUCGCCGCCUGGCCAACAGAGCCCACCAACGCACCGAGAAGCACGCACUCACUCGCACGCCAGUCCGACCGUGCAGCAGCCGUACCCGAGCGCGGCCGGCAACCUCACUCCAAGCACGCACACACCGCCGCCACGCAUGCGCUACUCGCCGUGCCUGACACACGCAGACCGCGCUCCUCCCUAUCGGCCGUACAGCCCUGGGGAACGUGCGUGCAGGUCACAACGGAACACUGCUACUGACAGAGACAAUGGAAGAGACCAUAACUACACAGAGAAGGCAAUACCGAAGCGGUCGACAAGGCUGAGACGAGCAGUCUCUCUGACGCCCACCGCCAACAAAAGCAGUGUGGGGAACCCGCCAAGACAGCGCGCCAAGGACGGUAGAGCAGGAGUGAACAACGGGCGUAGCAGGAACAAGGAGAACCACCCACACACACCCCACGGCAGUAAGCCAACACCAUCGCCGACAGCACGCCAGCGGCCGCCAUUGACACCGAAAGAGAACCAACGGUCGCAUCCGAUGCCCGACAAGUGCUUGUCCGCGGAGCGCUUUGGGCGCAUCUCGGGCACAUGUUCAUGGGCAAAGGUGGUGGCCACAAACGUUGAUACUGACAAAGCAAAAUGCACUGCAGUUACAGCGGCCACGCCAGCAGCAAGAAAGCCAGCCAAGGCGCACCUAGACUUCUCCAGCCAAACCGUGACCAAGGGCGCGCGUGAAACAACUCCGUUUAGCAAAUCGAGAGGCAGACUGGCAAAGGAGAAAGAACAAGAGACACACACCCCGCAAGAGCACCAUCAAAUGAAGACUGACCGCCUUGUUGUACAUGAUGAGAAAAGCGCUGAGGCUGCCCACCAGCCAAUCAUCCCAGCUCAAGUGGAUGGCAUACAAAUCAGCACGCAGACUGCCAGUGACAACAUUGAGAAGCAGACGUGCAUCGCCCAGAGAACGGCACGGGGCGGCACGGCCAACGCAGGAGGAGCCUCUCGCGAUGCCGCAGGCGGCGCGCCGGAGAUCAGCGCGGCCGGUGAUCACGCAGGGCUGCUAAACGACGGCACACUAAGCCUAGGGCCACUCGUGCCCGGCGAUAUUUGCUUGCCUGCCCUGCACCAGCACACAUAUGACAGUUCAGACUGGGAAGAUGGGCAAGUGCAACACAACAUCCCUCAGUUUUGCUCAACGCCCACGGAGAAGGAAACAAGUGGUGGACCGACGCAACAAAGACCAGGCACUCCUAUAUCCUUGGAUAGAGAACUGAACAAGGAGGAGGUGAUGUUGGACACUAUCUCCCCUGUAAUCAACCAAGGCAAGGAGCAGAGUGACAGUUCCCUGGAUGCGGUGUUCAACAGUCUGCACCCAAUCCCCUCGCCUUGUCGCACCGAACGGACCGAACAGCCAGCAGCUGCGCAAAGCAAACCGACGCGGCUCGCAUCCCCACAGGACGUCGUUGCGCAGACACAACCAUCCCAAGACACAACGCACGAUUGCACUGUACCAGCAGGCACUGUCAGCAAUGCCACUGGACUAAAGAAAGGACAGCACAUUCAUACACAUCCACAUGCCCAAGCAACCUCAGACGCUGGACGCAGUGACGAACCGAGCAAAGACGACCCCCAGCCGGGCACAACGAUCACCACUGAACACCGAGACACGCCAAUGGAUUUAGAAAAGCCGGGUGACGAUAUUGGACAGGGCAUGGAUAAUGCUACUGCUGCUACUGCUACUGCGGGCGACGCAAUGUCCAGCCAUACAUUGAUAGAGGAAACUGACAGGACUAUGGAUUUCGAAACCAGUACUUAUGGCGAAUCAUCUGCCACAAGAUCAUGGUACGACAUGGUGGUGGAAGAAGAAGACCAUUUCGACAGGGACGCCCAACUACCAGAAUCGACCUACCCGAUUAUUCCUCGUCAAUCCAACGAAGAAAUCCGUCCCAGCUCUCUUGAUUUUGAGUUCACGCAAUCAGAAAAAGAUCAGUGCCAACCUCUUACCAGUACUCCCCGCAGGAGCCAUCACAAUUCCAGGAGAAGAAACACCUCCAAUUCCCGUCAGAGCACUCCAUCGUCGUCCAGGCGAGAUCAUCACAAGGAAAACGUGAGUCCAGUCAGCGAUCAAUCCUCACCUCAUGGUGUGAGACGAAGCCGUCGUGACCAACGUCCACGCAGCAGCGGGGGCAGAAACUCAGGUCAUUCCCGUGGAGAUACCACACCCAACCGCGGUAGCAGAAGUCCAUUGCGCAGGCCACUCGGCGAAAGGCAGAGCCCGGCCCCAUCUCGCAAAACGUCCGACUCGUGGGCUCAACUUGUAGCUGGUGUCAGUCCGAAAUCCCAUCCCGUUCGCGCAACACCGAUCUUGCCAUCCAGUUCUGCCGACGUAGGCUUGGAACGCAAUUUAGACAAGGAGUUUUCCAGCACUUCAGUCGACGAGCGAGAGCAAGGCCCCGCAUCUUUGAACGACACUCUAAGCGAACUUGACCUGUCCUACGGCUUUGAGGACAGCAUGUGCUUGACGGACGAUAUCUCUUUCAGCGCAAGGACUUCAACCCCCAGUGGAAGUGUUCCUUCGACUAGCGGCUUGGACUCUCCCCGAUCUCGCAGCCGUUCGCCAGCUUCAGUGCCUUCAGCGUCUUUGCCAACCAGGCGUGCCACCGCCACUCUCAAGCGUUCCACGAGUGAGCCAGGCGACAUCGAGUCCGGCCACCGUUCGUCGAAGAGACCCUGCUAUCUUCCAACGCUUGACGACCCGCACCGCCUUGCUCAGCGCCAGAAGCAGAUUGACUUUGGCAAGAACACGAUCGGUUACGACAUCUACACCAGCACUGUCACCCGUUCGGAGCGCGGUCCCGGCAUGCCACGCACACCGGACAAGCGUCUCAACUGCAGCAAGCGUCAAUUUGACGGCCUCCUGAAGAGCUGGCGCCGACAGCUGCAUACGUACGACCCAGACUACACAGUCAAGACCGGCUCGCAAAGCUUUGCUGAUUUGUCAGACUCUGCCCUUGGUCAGAGUGUGCUCACCGAAGCAAGCCUAUCCCCGUCCUCUUCGCCGACCAAGUGCCCCGGAUCUCCGUCUGCCGCCAAGAAGCUCCGCGACCUCGACUUCUCUCUCGAUGCUGGCGUUUCCCAGAGCAUGCUCAGUGCGUAAGUAGCUGGCCUGCCCAUUCCUGCCGCCUUCCUUCAGGUUAUCAUAUUCAACUUCUCUAGCUUAAGUGUCUUCAAGCUUUCAUUCUUACUUUCCUCGCUGUAGGUAGUGAGGCUUCCCAUAGGUCCGUCGUGUCAAUGAUAUGUAUCCUCGUGCUUUUGAAGUCUCCUCAUUUCCUUCGAACUCUGUGUCUGUCAUGGAUGCUUUCUCUGAGUGGUUCGCGUAAUCCACUCUCUCAUCAUAUGCUUGGUGUUCUUUGAUCCUAUGCGCAUUUCUCUUCCAGUAGUGACUUCAAAUAUUUAGGUUGCUGCUUGGUGUUAAUAAUUUCCUUGGUUUUACUGUCUGCUCUCUUGCUUCGAUGUUCAACUAAAAAAAACUCAACGAAAGUAAUUACACUGGAAAGUAUUUAGGUCAGUACUGUGCUUCUUGCCUUUGAACGCAGUGCUGUUCUGUUUUUCAUGCAAUGGAUUUGUCUUCAGAAAUAAAAAUGGCCCGUGUUUAUUUUAACAACUCUAAA